Messenger RNA from Anopheles maculipalpis, 2195 nucleotides. Its product is annotated as nose resistant to fluoxetine protein 6-like. The record is from RefSeq and is a predicted model, not a curated record. Bases 1 to 2136 code for a protein of 711 amino acids. NCBI's taxonomy places the organism in Eukaryota, Metazoa, Arthropoda, Insecta, Diptera, Culicidae. Gene Ontology annotation, molecular function: acyltransferase activity, transferring groups other than amino-acyl groups. The transcript has 10 exons.
AUGUCGAACCGUUUGGGACGGUUGCGAUGGUGGUUUAUACUGACGGUAGCGGGGAUUAUUACCGUGGGUGUUGUGCAAGGUGACAAUGAUAGAACUGGACUAGAAUUGUCGCAGUAUUGGCGAAUGCCACGUGUGUUCAAGUACGAUGAUUACGAUAUCUGUCUCAAUGAUAAUCCCUCCAUACCGUCGGUGUACUGCGUGGUAAAGGCAGUCGUCCGACCGGACAACACCUCCGAGAUAUGGGGCUUCAUCGAGCAGAUUUCGGCCCGCUGGAAGGUACAGCUCAACCAUGCCCAUCUGGAUCGGGGCAUUUGUGUGCGCGAUUGCGAAACGCGUUUACGGCUGCUGUCCGGUCGGGUGAACGAUAGUGAGCUGCUGGUGCCCAAGUUCAAGACCAACUACCGGUACACUUUCAACCCAGGAACCUUCAGAGACAUCGACGAAUAUCGACAAAACUAUUCUCAGCUGUUGGAAAAAUGCGUCAACUUAGAGCUAACGGAAGAGUUCGGUUUGAGCGCUCAAACGGAAAUAGAGUACUGCGAUAGCAACACCAUAGUCCAUCCAAUAGACUGGUUGGAAGUAACGUUCCUGGUCGUCGCAGUUGCCAUCGCCGGCAUCGUGCUUGCCUCCAGUCUGUACGAUUUUCGAUGCAAAACGACCCACGGACUUGACCAUUAUAAGCACGAUCUGCCCACAACGAGGCAGAUGUAUCUGGUGUCCUUUUCGAUCAUCCGAAACUGGUACCGGAUUACCUCGCGCGGGGACGAUCAACUUAGCCACGAUUUGCGGUACAUUCACACGAUCCGGAUGAUCGUCUUCAUGGGCGUUACGCUGGGGCACGUUGUGUUCUACGCCCAGCCCAGAACGGCACUUACGAUCGAAAAUCGUUUUAGUGAUCUUUCGACGAUGAUAGUCAUCAAUGGAACCCAGAUAGUGACAACGUUUUUUUCAAUCAGUGCCAUGCUGCUGGUUCUGUUCUUCAUGCAGAAGGUAGAAGAAACGAAGAAAAAGGUCGGCAUCGUAGAAAUAUUAAUCAUUUCCGCUGCCCGUUACGUACGGCUAACGCCGGUAUACGCAUUUGUGAUGCUCUUUGAGGCUACCUGGGUGGUGCGGUUAGGUGAUGGACCGCUGUGGCAGAAGGGCUUCGAAACUAGCCGCACGUACUGUCGCACACAUUGGUGGGCUAAUCUGCUCUACAUCAACAAUUACUACAAGCCCGACGAACCGUGCAUGUUGCAUACAUGGUACCUGGCUGCCGAUUUCCAUCUCUUUGUGUACGGGUUAGUGCUGUGCGCACUGAUUGCCAGAUACCCCAAAAUGCGGAACCUGCUGCUCGGAACACUGAUAGUUCUCAGUUACGCUGCAACUUCCGCCAUUAUCUACGUGAAAGAGUACGAUGCCAUUCCUAUUUUUGCACCAGAACAAAUUCGUUACUUCUUCUGGUACUGGGGAGUGUACAAGGAUGCCUACGUACCCACGCACAUGUAUCUGAUCAACUAUACCUCUGCCCUUGCGUUUGCCUUCUACUAUAGGCACCUGCUUAAGACGAGAAUCAAUCACCACUGGCUGAUCAAGGUUUCCUGGUUUGGAAGUUUGCUACUGAUUCCGGCAUUGUUUGCCAUGGGCUACAUCUUCUAUCAAAAUCAAUUUGAGAUGCCUUCACUCUGGAUGGCUUUGCUGUUCCCGUUCAUACGGCUACUGUACAGUGUCAUUAUCUUUUUCGGUGGAGUUGGACUGUCGUUUAGAUUCGUGAAACUACUGACCCGGCUGGCCGACAUACCGUUCCACACGAUCAUCGGAAGGCUCACGUACAGUGCGUACUUGUGUCAUCUGUGUCUGAUAAAGAUGUCCUUGUUCAGCACGAGAAGCUUCUUCCGUUACGCACUGAUCGAUAUUGGUGCGAUUUGGGCCGCUUCAAUGCUCCUCUCCUAUCUCGUUGCAUGGCUUCUCUGCCUAGUGCUCGAGUCUCCAUUCGUAGCAUUGCAGAGACAGCUCUUCAAACGUCAUGCACGAUCGUCGGAUGAUGCGGAACACUCCUCGAGCGGAGGCGAUAACGGAACGGACACGAGCUACUGUGAACAUCCGGAUGAGAAGAACAACUAUCAGUCGAAUGUGAUUUUCAGUCAAAGGUUUUAGCUGGUAGGGUUUAGAACUUCAACCAGAGGCCAUUUUAGAGAUAGUGUAGCGUUUAAAAA